AGUUUUACCACUAUGACCUAGAUCUAUAGGCAUACUACUAAUACUACUUUUAAGUGGGCCUACUUUAUUGUUUGAGCCUAUUAAUUAAUUAUUAUGGUGUAAAAUUAGUCUUUUGUAGUCGACCUAUUUAUAAUAUUAUUUUUCACUGAUGCCGAAAUUUAGAUCAACCUUGAUCCUUGACUGAGAAACAAAAUCGGAGUUUCCCAAAUAGAAAUUCUGGUGAAUCACGGAAGAAGUUUGAACCCAGGACCCAGACCAAGCAAACUGAAAAACGUACUUGGGGUCAUUGUCACCAUUGUCACGGCAUUGUGAGUUCACAUAAGCAUCUGUUACAACCUCCUACUACUAUCACGCAAAAUUUGUCAUGGGAUUUUGUGUUUAUAUCUUUUUAUGCUAAAGAGGAUAUUUAAUAUCAAUUAUGGCAACAGGAAAUAAUAGCAAAGCUAAUACAGUUGCAGGUUCUUAUGGCAGUGCCAGGAGCAGACAAGAAACUGCAGCAACUGCUAUAGCUGAACUUACCAGCAUUCAGAGAGAACCUACAGCUAGGCCUAACUAUGAUGCUGAAGCUACACCAGCAAAGUCGCUGGAUCCAGAAGCUGCACUAAAUGAAGCACCAGCUCUGUCGUCCUCAUUUAACAGCACAGAUCGACCAAAUAUUUCUGCAGAUGAAAGGCCUCAUUCAGCAUCUGAUCUUGGCAUUAAUUCAAGGGAUAAUUUAUUAGAUAUAUCUUUAAAAUCUAAACGCUCAGACAGACAGAAUGAUCCUGAAAGAAGUACAGAAGCAACUGUAGAGAGUGCUUUCCAACAGCUGGCUUUGAACAUUCCAGUGUCAUUAGAUACAGAUGUUGGUGCUAUUGGCAUAGCAGAGAAUCAACCGUCUUUCCGCACAGUAUCUUCCUUUGGUCUUAAUGGAAGAAGCAAUGAAAAAGGUGUACAUCCACAGUGCCCAACAGACACUGGUGAUUCAGCACUCUUCAGUCAAACAAGUUCAUCAGACAAAAAUAGCAACCGUUUAACUUCUUUAAGUUCUAUUGAAGAUAACACAUUCAACAUUUCGCUUACAAGUAAUGUUUGCGAUAGUCAAAGAAGACAUCCUAUUAUACCGCCUAACCAUCAGCAGGCUAACCAUAUACCAGUCUAUGGUGGUGCUGCUGCUGCUCCAAGCCAAGGUCCCCCAAGCAGUACUAUAUCUAUGCGGUCAGAAAUUCCAAAUGACUGUCUAGUACGGAAGUUACCCAGAAAGAUGAUUCAGCUAGUUGCAUCUCAUCUUCAGUGUAAACUAAUGCAUGGAACAUGGAAAGACCUGGUGGAACUCCAUGACUGGAAUUAUGACCGGACCUUCAUCUUUGAGCACCAACCACACCCUGAGGGAAUAUUUUUCUCACUACUUAGAGAGAACGAGUUCCAGAAUUAUACCUUAGAUGAGCUUCGUAGAGACUUAUUUAAUAUUCCCCGCAAGGACAUUCUGCAUGAUUUAAAUGAGAUGAUCCAACAGCAUAAUGAAGGAGCAGCCAAUCAGGUGCACAGACUAAGCUCACGCACUUAGUUGUGCCCUAUCAGUGACCAUUUCACUCAAGAAAAAAACCUUUUAAAUUGUGAUUUACCCCGGUAUGAUGUGUUAAAGCUUGUUAAAAUAUGUAGGAAAACACCUAUGUUAUCAAGCAUUGACAAAAUGAGAUUCACAUUUUUAUAUAUUUAUCUUUCUUGUGUUUUGUGCCUUUUAUAAAAUGGUGGCCAUCAAAGAUAUAGGCCUAUACAUGGAACAUCUGCUUACUGAUAUGAUUGCUAUUGAUCCUCAUAAAAGUGAUGUUGGUCUUCACAUUGUCUAUAUGACUCUUACUUGAGUUGUCAAGGUGUUUUCUAGUAAUUCUAGAGAUGUUGGUGGGGACAGUAUAUAUUUUCGUGAAUUAUGGUUAAUUCUUUUAAUUUGGACUUUAAAAAUAAGAUGCUGUACCCAUAAAACUCGUGAUUUUAAUAACUUAAAUAUAACUUAAGCGUGGUCAAUGGUAGAGCUUGAAGACUGCUAACCCAAAAGGUUUGGGUUUAGACCCCAGGCUCAUGUCACGUAGGAUGUCUCUUGAGUCAGUCUUUCUUGGAUGAAUACAUGACUCAUCUUUGGGAAAGUAAAGGCAAGUGGCUCCUUGGCUUAGUACUGCCCACAGUAUCUUCAUAUGCUGAGGUCACACAGACAGGUGAACUAUACUUCAAGUGCAAAAGGGUACUUAACCUGCCUACCAUGUGCAUUUAGGUUCUGGCAUAUGCUAGUUUGGCCAGGAUAACCUCCCAUAGCUGCUCUGACUGUUUUGUGCAACUGAAGUAAUUUUUAACUUUUUAUCUUAUGCAAGGUUAAGAAAACAACCCUUGCAUGUCACAUCCAAAUAUUUGAUCAUAUACCUGCCUAUCCAGUCAUAAAAAAUAAAAUUGU
Physella acuta is the source of this 2425-nucleotide messenger RNA. RefSeq lists its product as uncharacterized. Lineage: Eukaryota; Metazoa; Mollusca; Gastropoda; Physidae. The record is from RefSeq and is a predicted model, not a curated record.